AUGACGCACAUAUUUUACUUGCUCCUUUGCGUAAUGGGUGUAAUAUCAGCUCCCGUGGAUGACCCAGUUCGCAUUGACUUACCAGUAUACGAUCAACCAGAAUCUGCUUCGAGUACAACUGUAACUGAAGUCCCGGAACCAGAGAAUUAUCCCGGAUCUGAAAAUAAACAGCCACAGAGCAAGCAAAAACCUGUACAACCAGUCUCGAUUGUCUUGGACAGCAAAACAAAUUCAAAUACACUGAUUGGCUCAGUGAACUACGGCGGUGGUCUUUUUAAGCCGCCCGUGACAAGACUCGAUGGUGCUUUAUUAGAAACAGAGGGAAUUGGUAGCAAGAUCUUAUCCGUAAAAGAAAACGCGCAAAAUGUUGUAGCCGGAAUUUUUCAGCCUCAGCCAUUAGUGGACACAAUUAAAGAGGAAGAAAAGUAUGGCAACACCGGCGAUAAGUUCCAGAGUACGGGACGAGCUCUGGUCAAUGGCGCCGAAGGAAUUUCUAACUUCGUGAAUUCAAUACUUGAAGUUCCUGGAAAAAUAUUUCGAUCCAUAACACGAGCAGCGAGCGAAAAGUUAAAUAAUUUGGGCGGCAAACUUGUAGGAUUAUAGAAUCAGUGCGUUAUUAAGGCAAGCACACAGGAUACUCAUAUCUAAGUAAUAAUAGCCGAAUGUAAACUGCUCAUAACCUUCCACAAAAUAUUGCUUUUGCCGAAGGACGUUAAUGCUUAAGGAGUUCUCCCGGCAUUUCACCAACAACUCCUUUAUUGUGACGAGCGUACAUUGCUUACCUACUUACAUUACUUAAUAGAAACGCAACCAGUGCAAUACUUAUUAUUGUGUAGUUGAGGUGUCCAUCCGUGUUCGUCAUCAUCAUUUUUACUUAACCAAAUGGCGGUUUUCGACAACAAAUGUUCAAGUUACUUUUAAAAAUACUGAA
Molecule: messenger RNA, 931 nt
Organism: Pararge aegeria (speckled wood butterfly)
Lineage: Eukaryota; Metazoa; Arthropoda; Insecta; Lepidoptera; Nymphalidae
Exons: 4
Coding region: 1-603 (200 amino acids)
Source: RefSeq, a predicted model, not a curated record